Messenger RNA from Hydra vulgaris (swiftwater hydra), 2334 nucleotides. RefSeq lists its product as uncharacterized. The record is from RefSeq and is a predicted model, not a curated record. NCBI's taxonomy places the organism in Eukaryota, Metazoa, Cnidaria, Hydrozoa, Anthoathecata, Hydridae.
CGAUCGGCUGAAUAAUAAUAAUAAUAAAUAAAAAAAGUGCUGUUAAAAAAACAUGCAAUAAAUGGCUCCAAAAACUAGACAAACCACUAAAAAACUCAUCGGAGGUUCAAAAUGCGAUUUUCCUGUAAGCGAUUUACCAACUUAUAGAGACAUUUAUAGAUACUUUUAUUUCGUACAAUCCGAGUUAAAAAAUAAAUCAAACAUAAUUGAUAAAACCCAACAAAAACUUGUGAAAAUUUGGUUAAAAGUAAAUCCAAAAUUGCCCUUGAUAAAAAAUGAGUCAAUUUAUUUAAAAUUGGUCAAAACAUUUAACACAAUGAAACUUAUUAAUGAAAAAAAGUGCAAAAAAAGACCUCAAGUUGCAGCAUAUAAUGCGUUGGAAAAUCUUUAUGAUAUAUCUACCUGUAGAUGCAAUUUAGACGAAGUUCCCUGCUAUGAUGAUAGGGUCAAAUGCAAAUAUCUAACCUGCAAUAAUAAACAUUUAGUAUGUGUUUGUCCUCCAGAGUGCAAGAUUCCGCUGGAGGAACGAGAAUACAUCAAAGACCAAAGAUCAAGAAAUGGCACAAAAGGAAACAUUCAGUUAGGGCCAGUAGAUUGGAGCUCAGUAAAAAAAGAAAAAAGAAGAGUAGGAAAGUGUUCUAAUGUUAAAGUACCCUCAUGUGAUAAUGGCGAAUCAUCUUUUGAUAUAAAUUUGGAGUCUGAUACAGAAUCAUCAUCAGAUUCAGAAUAUAAUGAGUCAAUUGCUAUUUCAACAUAUAAUUUAAGAAAGCUGGAUAACUUUGCUUUAGAGUGUGUUCGGUAUGCGAUAUCGAGUGAAGCUGCUGCAGCUCUUGGUAAUGGACUUUUAAAAGAUCUUGGAGUUAUUACUAAAACUGAUAAAACUGAUGUUUUAGAUAAAAGUAAAAUGGAUCGAGCUAAAAAAAGGGUUUGUCUUCAGUCUGUUGCUGAACACAAUAUCAUAGUGCAAAAUCUAUCAUGUAUUGGAUGUGACAGUAAGGAUGAUAAAGGUAGCCUGGUUUAUAGAAGUAUGUUGCCAGAUAGUAUUAGCAAAAAAAAUAAAUUAAUAGAAAAGGUUUAUCAUCUAAGUUUUACAGUAGAAUCGGGAGAAAUGAAAGGUAGAUAUCUGACACACAAAGAUAUUUUAAAUGCCACAGGAGAAAAUUUAGCGCAGUCUACUUUUGAAGUGUUAAAACAAUACAAUAGUGUUGAUUCUUUGUUAGGAAUUGUUUUUGACAAUACAAAUGUCAACACUGGAUAUAAAACUGGCCUUUGUGCCAGCCUUGAAAGAAAACUUGGCAGAACAAUUCAUAAAAUUGGCUGUGCACUUCAUAGCAACGAGUUACCUUUGCGUCAUAUUAUAGAACAGCAAGAUGGCGGUACAAACACUCCGCAAACAUUUUUUGGAGAAAUUGGAAAAGGUGCAGCACAAGACCUUCAUCAUAAACCCAUUGCCAAAUUCGAACCUGUUUUGACUUCUUUAGUUUUUCCAGAAAAUAGUGUGAUCAAUGACUUAAGUUCUGAUCAAAGGUUAUUGCUGGAAUAUGUGUGUGGUAUAAGUUCAGGUGUUGUAAAUCCAGUUUACGCUCAUUAUAAAAUUGGUCCAGUUAAUCAUGCUAGGUGGCUGACAUUAGCAAUACGUAUUUUAGUUUUGUAUUCAAGAACAGAACAACCUACUCCUGUCCUUAAAGAGAUAGUAAAUUACAUACAGGCAGAGUAUGGCCCCACAUGGUUUGCUAUUAAGAAAUCAAAGAACUUUACUGAAGGGCCAAAAAUUUUAUACACAACAUUAAAAAAUAUAAAAAAUUUUAGCCAAACUAUACAAGACAUUAUACUACCUAUUGUUUUAAGAAAUGCGUAUUGUCUUCUUCCAGAAAACUUUCUUUUAUCCCUUUUUGUUGAUGAUUUGAAAGAAAUACGAAACAGAGCAGUUAGGCUGAUUUUAAAAUGUCGAGAUAAUCCUCCGGCUGCCCCAGUUGAUAGAAUAUAUGGUGGUAUCAGAAUUAACAAAAUCCCAAAUAUUGAAAAUCUUGAAAUUGAAUGUGACACAUGGGCAGAUCUGCUUUCUGAUGAUAAACUGAUCUAUGAACCUCCUGCUACUAAGAACCUGACUUAUCUGGAACUACUCAAUACAAUUGAAUGUAAACCAGAUCCUUAUGAGCUUGGUUGGGACUUUCCGCUACAUAGUCAGUCUGUUGAGCGUGUUGUAAAGCUUGUUUCUGAGGUUUCAAAAAAAGCCUAUUCUUUACAGAAUAGACAUGGUUUAGCAGUAGGGAAGCAAAAAAGUCGAAUAUCAAGAAAAAAGUUUUAUUCAAAAAAAGAUUACGAUAUAUAGUA